CCCUCCCCCUUCUCCCUCUCUCCUGUCCCACUGGCUCUCCCUUAGAGGCCUGAAAUUCUAGGGUUUCAGAAAUUCAGGGUUUCUCGAUCCGCGCUCUCGAAAGACCUUCAGUCGUAAUGGGCUCCGCGUCCAAGGUCUCUUCGGAUCUCUUUUUCCAGCGGAGGAUUCCAAAGUUUUGAUUCCCGAAUUUUAUGGAUUUUUGUUUCUGAAAGUAGUUUUUUUUCCCCAAAAUCUUUUCUUUGAUCGCGAGAGAGAGUGCGUGAGGGGGAUGAGCGAGAACCCUAGCCAGCCGGCCGACGUGAAGCCGUUGGCCGGAGGUCUUUACCCGGCCCAUCCGGCCCCCGCGCAUCCCGCCGUGCUCAUCCCGGGGCGGAUCGACGAAGUACCCGGCGGGGGUGGAGGGGGCGGUGCCGAGGGUCAGUUGAUUGUGGCCGCCGACGCCCAGGCCAUCCAGCGGUACGCGGCGGAGCGGGACCAGCACAAUGGCGGCGAUGGGGACGGGAUGGAGGAGGAUCACGAUGGGGCCGUGGAGGGGGAAGGGAUGGAAGGCGACGUGCCCUCGGACCACGCCAAUCUGGGGGAUCCUCAUGAGGUGGUCGCGCCUCAGGUUCCGGGGAAUCAGCUAACCCUCUCGUUUCAGGGGGAGGUCUAUGUGUUCGACUCUGUCUCCCCGGAAAAGGUUCAAGCUGUUCUUUUGUUACUUGGAGGGCGUGAGAUAAACACGGGCUUGGCCUCGAUUCCAUCUUCUUCAAAUCCAUAUAACAAGCGUUCGAAUUUUCCUCAGCGAGUUGCUUCAUUGAUGAGGUUCCGAGAGAAGAGGAAAGAACGUAAUUUUGACAAGAAGAUACGUUACAAUGUCCGCAAAGAGGUUGCUCUCAGGAUGCAGCGGAAUAGGGGUCAGUUCACAUCCUCAAAAUCAAAGCCUGAAGAUGUGACUGCAGGUGCUACAAGUUUGGAUGCCACCCAACGAUGGGGUUCUGUGGAAGGUCGACCAGAAUCAUCUGCCACAUGCCAUCACUGUGGCACCAGCUCCAGGGCUACACCAAUGAUGCGCCGUGGACCUGAUGGACCAAGGACUUUAUGCAACGCUUGUGGGCUUAUGUGGGCAAAUAAGGGUACAAUGAGGGACCUAUCAAAAAAUCCACCUGCAGCCAUUCAGAAUGCCUCAUCGGAGCCAAAGGAAAGGAAUGGAACCAGCUCAGUAGUAGGCGAGCAGCAGCCUCUUGCAGUUACAGCUAAUGGUCAUGGUUCAUCAUCGUGAGAGGAUCCUGGUUUGAGAGAUGGCUAUUGAUGGUGGGACGUACCCGUUGCCGGGUUUCCAAGAACUUGCCACAUUUUACAUAGAUGCCUGUACUAUAUGUUAUUAGAGAAUCAGAUACAAAUUUUUCUUUCUUUUUCGGGCUCUUGGCGAUGCUUUCAGUCGAUGUUCCAAUGCUUUAGUUACCUUGGAGUCUCGCACAUUGUUGCCCGGUAAAGGGGAAACCUAUGUUUGUGUCUGUAUUAGAUUUUCUGCAGACUUUUGCAGUGCUGUCUGAGAAUGCUAGCCAGUACCUGUCUGUGUUGCAAUGCAAGACAGGGAUUUUUUUUCUUCUUCACUUUAGUUAAUUAUUAAAAAAAUGGAAUGGUUAUCUGACU
Molecule: messenger RNA, 1635 nt
Organism: Phoenix dactylifera (date palm)
Lineage: Eukaryota; Viridiplantae; Streptophyta; Magnoliopsida; Arecales; Arecaceae
Product: GATA transcription factor 20
Biological process (GO): regulation of DNA-templated transcription
Molecular function (GO): sequence-specific DNA binding; protein binding; zinc ion binding
Source: RefSeq, a predicted model, not a curated record